Molecule: messenger RNA, 6554 nt
Organism: Homalodisca vitripennis (glassy-winged sharpshooter)
Lineage: Eukaryota; Metazoa; Arthropoda; Insecta; Hemiptera; Cicadellidae
Gene: AlaRS
Product: alanine--tRNA ligase, cytoplasmic
Exons: 19
Coding region: 267-3791 (1174 amino acids)
Biological process (GO): tRNA modification; alanyl-tRNA aminoacylation
Cellular component (GO): mitochondrion; cytoplasm
Molecular function (GO): alanine-tRNA ligase activity; aminoacyl-tRNA deacylase activity; nucleic acid binding
Source: RefSeq, a predicted model, not a curated record
AGCCUGACCGAGCGCCUCGCCUCUAACUUUCACGAAAUUGUAGGUUAAAAGUUCUAGACGCGUUUGCAUUCACUAUCUUGACUGUUAAGUUCGUGUUGGAAGCAGUCGCUAUCGCACUUUCAGUCUCCGACUCCGAUCCGCUCAGUAGUGAAGUUGAGUGGGGGGCAACAGAGCUUGUUGGCAAUAAUUUUUCAAAUUUGUAGAAGGAUUUUGGCUCGGUAGAUAGUGCUCGAAUUAAAUAAUAAAUAGCCUAGACAACGAUCACAAUGAACACUUCACUGUCCGCCAAGGACAUUAGAAAUGAGUUCAUUAAUUUCUUUGUCGAGAAGAAAAACCAUCAGUACUGGCAUUCGUCAUCUGUUAUACCCCUGGAUGACCCGACCAUCUUGUUUGCCAAUGCUGGCAUGAAUCAGUUCAAGCCCAUUUUCUUGGGGACUGUGGAUCCUUCGAGUGAUAUGGCGAAGGUGUUGCGAGCCGUCAAUUCCCAGAAGUGCAUCCGAGCCGGAGGCAAGCACAAUGAUCUGGACGAUGUGGGCAAGGAUGUGUACCAUCAUACGUUUUUCGAGAUGAUGGGAAACUGGUCCUUUGGAGACUAUUUCAAGAAAGAAGUUUGUGCUUGGGCAUGGGAACUUUUAACUCAAGUAUUUAAACUACCCUCUGAGCGCUUGUACGUGACUUACUUUGGUGGCAAUAAAGAAGCUGGCUUAGAGCCUGAUGAAGAAUGUCGGCAAAUCUGGAUCAAACUAGGAGUGCAAGAACACCACGUCCUGCCUGGGAGUAUGAAGGACAACUUCUGGGAGAUGGGAGACACAGGGCCCUGUGGUCCUUGCUCUGAGCUGCAUUUUGACAGGGUUGGAGGCCGAGAGGCUGCGCAUCUUGUCAACCAGGACGACCCUGAUGUCCUGGAGAUCUGGAACCUUGUGUUCAUCCAGUAUAACAGAGAGAAUGAUGGGAGCCUACGGUUGUUACCCAAAAAGCACAUCGACUGCGGCCUGGGACUGGAGCGACUUGUUUCUGUUAUACAGGACAAGCGGUCCAACUACGACACAGACAUCUUCCUUCCCCUGUUUGAUGCCAUACAGAAGGGGACUCAAGCACGACCAUACCAAGGGAAGGUCGGGGCAGAAGACAAGGAUGGAGUAGACAUGGCCUAUCGUGUACUGGCGGACCACGCUCGUACCUUGACUAUAGCACUAGCAGAUGGUGGACGUCCUGACAGUACGGGCAGGGGGUACGUGUUGAGGCGUAUUCUGCGGAGAGGAGUAAGAUAUGCCACGGAGAAACUCAAUGCAAAGCCAGGAUUUUUUGCUUCUCUGGUCGACACUGUGGUACAGUCUUUGGGGGACACAUUCCCUGAAAUCAAGAAAGACCCGCAGACAAUAAAGGACAUCAUCAAUGAAGAAGAAGAGCAGUUUUUGAAAACAUUGAAUCGAGGACGUAAUCUCUUGUACAACACAAUUGGCAAACUCUCAGGAACUACCGAAAUACCAGGUGACGUAGCCUGGAGACUGUAUGACACGUACGGGUUUCCUGUGGAUCUGACACACCUCAUGGCAGAGGAGAAAGGCCUGACGAUUGACAUGAAUGGUUACGAAGAAGCAAAGAAAAAGGCGCAGGUUAUCAGUCAAGGGAAAGUUGCUGGAGUCCAGGACACCUUGAGUCUGGAUGUCCAUGCAAUCACUGAACUACAGAAUAAGAAAAUACCACCGACAAACGAUUCCUUCAAGUACAACUACAAGGCGCGGUCCGACGCUAAGGAAACUGAGUAUGAUUUUGAGGGCUGCACAGCCAAGGUGAUCGCUCUGAGGUACAACAAGGCGUUCGUGGACAGCUGCAGUUCUGGUCAGGAGUGUGGGGUGUUGUUGGAUAGAACCAACUUCUACGCAGAGCAAGGUGGUCAGAUCUAUGAUGAAGGCUAUAUGGUCAAAGAAAAUGAUCAAUCUGUCGAGUUUACUGUGAAGAACGUGCAAGUUAAAGGCGGCUACGUACUGCAUACUGGCAGCCUGGAGGGGACAUUGCGUGUGGGGGACAGUGUGACGCUACACGUGGACACGGCUCGCAGGCGUUUGGUCAUGAACAACCACUCAGGUACUCAUGCGCUCAACCACAUCCUUCGUACGGUGUUGGGCCCUGAGUGUGACCAGCGAGGCUCCCUUGUCGCUCCUGACCGACUACGCUUUGACUUCACAAACAAGGGUGCAAUGACAGAACAACAGUUGAAACGGACGGAAUUAGAGACCCAACAGUUUAUUUCGCUUAACGAACCGAUCUUUGCAAAACAAGCUAAUCUCGCCUCUGCCAAGAAAAUCGUUGGUUUGCGAGCCAUGUUUGAUGAGACCUACCCGGACCCUGUGAGAGUCGUGUCUAUUGGAGUUCCUGUUGAGGAGUUAGAAGCCGACCCUGCUGGCCCUAAGGCUCUAAAAACUUCUGUUGAGUUCUGUGGAGGAACCCACCUCCAUCGAUCAGGACAUAUUGGAGACUUUGUGAUAGCAAAUGAAGAAGCCAUUGCUAAAGGGAUCCGAAGGAUAGUUGCACUUACGGGACCAGAAGCCACCAAGGCAUUAAACAGAACAAAAGUGCUAGAGAAACAUUUGUCAGAGUUGGAGAAUAGCUUGAAGAACUCAAACAGUUCCCACAAGGACCUGGUCAAGAAGAUAGUGGAGCUCACCAAUGACAUCUCUCAUACAACAAUAUCCGCUUAUAAAAAGGAUGAGAUGCGCAACACUCUCAAAGCACUCAAGAAGCGGUUGGAUGACAAGGAUAGGGAAGAUAAGCAAGCGAUGGCAGCCUCUGUGAUCAAGGAUGCAGUAGCUCUGGUGGCAAAGGCACCCAAUUGUCCUCUUCUGGUCGCUGAACUCAAUGCUGGUUCCAACACAAAGGCAUUAGACUCAGCUCUGAAGAAUGUCCGUGGCCAAUCCCCCAACACGGCAGCCAUGUUCUUCUCAGUAGAUUUGGACUGUGGCAAGAUCUUCUGUCUCAGCUCAGUUCCCAAGGCUGCUAUUGAUAAAGGACUGAAAGCUAACGAGUGGGUGGCAGCUGUCUCUGGGCUGAUGAAGGGCAAGGGAGGAGGAAAGGCUGAGAGUGCUCAAGCAUCCGGACCCAACAUUUCUGCAAGAGAAGAGAUCAUCUCUACCGCCCGAAAGUUUGCAGAGCAGAAACUGGGUGUGGCAGACUCAGUAGGUACUCAGAAAGUCGGGUCUGGAGCGAUCCUGCACUGCCCCUCUAACAGCCAAGUGAAGUUGAGGUGUAUGAUUGCUGCGGUUUAUGCCGGAAAGACUUUGAGUAUCGUGGACGACAAUGGAACUGUGUUUAGGGAAGGAGCAGUGGAACUGACCAACGCAACGGCCAUCGCAUACUACCUCGCCAGCCCGGCCAUGACAGGGGCUGAUAUCUCGGCGGAGGCACAAGUGGUGCAAUGGUUGAGUUACACAGACAACCACAUCCAGCCCGCAGUAGGCUCCUGGGUCCAUCCCAAUGCCCCAGUGCCUCCCGCCACUGCCAGGGCAGGUAUGAUAUCUGUGCUGAACUAUCUGAACACCAUCCUUCAAACCCGCACCUUCCUGGUCGGUGAGCGAGUCUCACUGGCAGAUAUUGUCGUGUUUGCCACCCUGCUACCGGCUUAUGUUCACGUGUUGGACCCGGACACCAGGAAACCAUUUAUCAAUGUCAACAGAUGGUUCAACACUAUUCUUCACCAGCCCCAGGUUCUCAAGGUUGUUGGCUCUGUCAAACUCUGUGAGAAACCACCUCAAGUGAAAAAGUCUGAGAAGAAAAAUGCUAAAACCAAGUAAAAAGUUGAAAUUGUUAUGGCAAUGCUGGAGAUGGUGUUGGUUAAAAGUUCUUGAAAUUUAUUGGAUAGGUUUUAAGACCUGUAAAUUGAGGUUUUGAACAUUCAUUUAUGGGAUUGCUUUAUUUUGGUGGCUUUAUGGAAAGAGUAUUGCAUUUGUAUUAAGCAUUUAUUUCCGUAUUAUUGGGGAAAGGUUGAGGAGAUGUCACAAGCAGUUACAAAACAUUUCUUUAAAGGUUUUAUUUACUACAUAGUCUUCAAUGUAUCUGAGAACAUGUUUUUGUAUAAAAUACUAAACUUUAUAAAGUAGAAACAACCUUUUUAUUUGCUGAAAUCCAAAUAUGACAAUGCCAAGAUUGUGGUAGUAUUGUGAAACUGCUGCAGAUGUCAAUGUGGCCGGGACAAUGGUGUGUAACAGAAAAUGCACUGUUGUUAAUAAGUCAAAUUGUGUUCACACCAGUGCUGAAAGUACACAAUUUUAUGUGGUUUGCGUACAUACCACCAGAGUUGCAACCAUCUGCCCCCCCCCCCUUACCUCUAAACCCACCCCAAAUUCACAAGCAUCGCAGCAUGUCUUGCAGAUGUUCAGGUUUUGCCGGCGGUAAUCGGAACUGCACGGCUCUGACUCCCCACAAUUGUGCUCAAAGUCUAUUGAACAGGCCUCUAGCCCAACCCUGAUACGCUCAUGGAAAAUUCUCAUGAAUUGAUUCGCUCACCAGUGGCCGAGCAGCAAUCAACAGUCUGAAUCUGUGUAAAACCCAAUAGUGAAAAUCACAAGAAUUACACACUAUCCAGGACUGUUGCCACUACGGAUUACAAAUUCUACCACAACAUUCACACCCAAAUUGUAAACACUAUUACAUAUUUAAUGCAUAUAAAUGUAUUAAAAAAAUGCACAGUACAUUUCCAGAUGAAUAUUUAUUUUAAAUUACUUCAUUUUUAUGCUGAAGUUAGUCUCAUAGGUAAAUUAAGACAAGUUAGUUAAAAAUAUUAUAAACUUAUAUUUAAGUACGUAAAACAUCACUAAGUGAAAAUAAAUAGAUUCAAUUCACAUUUUUAAUAUUGAACUUGCAGACUGUUUGGGUAGGCUACGUCAACUUUACAAGCCUUUCGAGCACCCAGGCUCAGAAUCAAGGCAGUAGUUGGUAGCAGCACAGAGAAACAAACCUUUGCCUGCGGUAGUAGGGAGCAGGGUUUGCAGCGGGUAGCUAUGGCAAGUGUGCUCGUGUAAACAUCGCUUGAUCAUACAACAGUUCCAAGCUGCACACUCUGUACUAGUUCCAUGAUACACCACUUGGCAUUGCUCACUGGUCGCUGAUGGCACGUGUGCUCGUGUAAACAUCGCUUGAUCAUACAACAGUUCCAAGCUGCACACUCUGUACUAGUUCCAUGAUACACCACUUGGCAUUGCUCACUGGUCGCUGAUGGCACGUGUGCUCGUGUAAACAUCGCUUGAUCAUACAACAGUUCCAAGCUGCACACUCUGUACUAGUUCCAUGAUACACCACUUGGCAUUGCUCACUGGUCGCUGAUGGCACGUGUGCUCGUGUAAACAUCGCUUGAUCAUACAACAGUUCCAAGCUGCACACUCUGUACUAGUUCCAUGAUACACCACUUGGCAUUGCUUACUGGUCGCUGAUGGCACGUGUUUCAGUCGUUCAGCCUCUGAAUGGUGUUACGUCGAGGGAUUCCAAACGGAAACAGCUUAUAGCAUUGAGUAGUUUAUAUUCUCAGAAUGUUUCAAAAUCAAGGAUUGAAUCUUCUACACCAUCAGUAUGAAGUGUUUAAAGAGAGCAUGAUAUAAUAAUUUACAAAAAUUACAAUAACCUUGGCCACAGUAUGAAUAUAAUUCACAAUAUCACUGAUUAUUUAAAAUGAUACAGUAAUGAAACUCAUAAACGUAGAAAAUAGUAUUUUAUGAACUAUUUUACGUGGUUGUUAAAUUUAGAUUGUUUAGAUUAAAAAUGGUUUGACAGGUUGUGUCUAUUUAAAUUAAAUUUGUUUGGUAUUAUAUUACUGGCAUUAAACUACUUUUUGUGACAAGAUGAAUAAAAUGUUUAUUAGAGUUUGAUUCAGAUAAAAGUAAUUUUAUAAUUUAUACACAACAAAGUUGAUUUUUGAACACUGUAUAGACUUCACUUAAGACUUACGUUCUUUAGUUGUGUAGUUAUUAUGUUAAUUUCAAAACAAUUUUUAACUUGUAAUAACUAUUAAAACCGAUAUAGAUACAUUUUUUAAACAAAAUUAUAAUAUAGAAACAGUUGCUACCAAAGCCCAAAAAAAGAGUGGAAAAAAUGAAAUCUAUGUAGUAUGGUAAAUUAUUAAAAAUGAGAAAUUGUUGAGCUUUGUUAGUAGAAUGAAUAUUAUUCAAAGAUACUAAAUUGGUUUUAAUACUCAUGCAAAAUGUAUAUUACAAAAAAAUGGGUUAUGUAAUUGAAUAGUAAUUAUUAUGUAUUCUAACAUUUACAUAGCUACAUAGUAGUACUUUUUCUAUAUUUUGUAUGUUUUGAUUUUAAAUUGGCACUAAAGGGCUAUCUAGUAAUAAAAUAGGGUUUAUUUAAUUCUGUGGUUAAAUGAUAUAAAUACUAACAUUUUUUGUUAUAAGGAUGGGAAUAAAAGUUAUGAGCAGAAAAGUGCCAUUACACUGAUAGAUUUAGUCCUUUUGUACGACGUAUUGAUGAUUAACUGUAUUUAUAUGUAAAUUUAAUAAAUUAUGAGUCGUUGAUUGUCGGAUUGUUUAUUAAACAUAAACAUUUGGUAUAAAAAA